UGUGUGUUCGAUAACUAAUAUAAUGCGAGCUUUUGUGUUUUUAGUACAUUUUGAUGGUAAAAUAUUAGAUUUUAAAAUGCCUUUUCCAGAAAGCCUAUGAAGUAUAGGCAUAAUGAACAGUAACCAGUCUGGUUGGCAACAAAGGCCGCUACCUGGCGUUGUGACGACACAACUGGUACUCUAUACUGUAGUUCAUAAACAUUGAACCAAUUCACAGUUGGAUCUGAAGUUGUCAAUAGACCGAAUUAGCGACGAAAAAUGACGUCAUCACAAUUUGGCCGAAUGGGUAUAAAAUUGUAAACAGAGUCUAAAAUUCCUAUUCUAUAACAUUGCGAGUUUUUGUAUGGGCCAGGAAAACAAGCAAAAAACCAAAGUAUGCGGUUAAGAUACUUUUUAAAACAUUGAUAGGUUAAAGGAAGGUUCAUAGUCCACAAUGGCCUUCCAUAGCCCUAUUGGCCUCCCAUAGGCCCAUUGUGUAACGACCUUCACAUAAAGAUAAGAAGGCAUUCUACAAGUAGCAGUUCAAUCUUCAACAUCUAUUCAAUCUUACUGUGUACAAGGUGCUCAUUAUUUCAACCUUUUUCAAUGUGUAGGACGAUAAGACUUUAUACCAGAUCAAUCAGAUCAAUUGGAUUGUUAAAUUAGAUCGUUCAACGAAAUUCUGCUAUCAGAUCCAGAUCAAUAAAAUUAAUCACCACAGUUAUAUCCGUGUUUGAGUCGUCAUUGACCUACACCCCGUGAUAGAGAUCACAUAAGUUUAAAGUCCUCAUGAACUGCAAGACCCCGACUUGGUUAUUAAUGACUUAUUUUGGGGUGCUACUGGGUUGGAGGAACUCCCGUUCGAUGCAGCCCCACAGUCAAGAGGCACCGCAGAAUCAGCAACUGUGCAAACAGAUACCAGCACCAUGGUGGAGACUACACAGGUUCAACAUCAAAUGCCCAUACCAAGCGCUGAAAUGCCAAAGGAAGAUAUUGAGUUACUAAACAUUACAGCAUCUGCCCAGAUUCACACUGGUGAAACAACCGAUGCUGUCAACACAACUAUGCAUGGUCAUACAUCCAAAGUUGCUCAAACACAGAGCAUGCAGUCAAUGAAUGCCAUCAACAACAGUGCAACUUUUCAGGAUGCACAAUCAAUCCAUGCAAAUAUACAGUUGCACAGGCAACUAAUGUAAGAAUUUAGACUAUGAAGAAUGCACAAUCACACGACAUGGCCAACGGAGCUUCACAAAUUCGGAAUGUGCAGACUUCCAGCAUACCUGUCAAUGCUAGACAGGUAAAUGUGAGUGCUGAAUCAAAACCUCAAGUUCAAAUGAACUCAUCCAAUCAAUUUACAGCUGCAACAAUCGCCGAGCUUAACAUGAGAAUGUUAGCAGCUCAGGAAAAGCAGAGCGAGGCACUGUUAAGCCUCUGUAAACAACAGCAACUGCCAAACCCAACAAUUCCACCGUAUGGAGGCGACCCAACAGAAUACUCUCAAUUUAUGAACUCUUUCGUCAAUUUUGUAGAGUCGCGGCUCCCGAACGACAUAAUGAAGCUGCAUUAUCUAAUUCAAUAUACCAAGGGAGAAGUCCAGAUGCUGAUGAUAGUUGUUUAACUAUGAAGGAUGGAUUCCAGCAUGCAAAGAAAAUGCUGGAAGACAAGUAUGGAAGGCCAUACAUCAUCGCAGCUGCCUACAUAAAAAAGAUUGUCGAAGCUGAGCCACUAAAGGCAGAGGAUUCAAAUGGUCUGAGGGAAUUCUCAGUCAAUCUGGCUGGGUGCAUUAACAUCCUAAAAGAAAUAGUAUGUUCUUCAUAAUUGGAAUCUCCAGAAAAUAUGCGUAAAAUUAUCAGCAAACUGCCAUUCAGACUACGGCUCGCAUGGAGGGACUCCGUGGACCGCCUUAUUCAGAAAGAAAAAAGGGACGUCAACAUAAACGAUAUGUCGGAAUUCAUUGCAGAUAAAGCAAGGGCAACUACACAUCCAGUAUUUGGUGUCGUAGAAGGAAGCAACAAACAAAAACAGCAGGGGCAGAAGGGAACUGUUUAUGCUCAACAAGGAAAACCCAACUCUGCACCUAACUCACCAACCUGUCCUCUAUGCUCGCAUGGCCACUUCCUGCCCAGAUGUGAAACAUUCAAGAAAAUGUCCUUAGGUGGUCGCUUGAAUGUGAUAAAGGACAAAAGGUUAUGUAGAAACUGCCUGACGCCAGGUAUUUCGCUUCAACUUGCUCUAAAAACAGUUUCUGCUAGCUUUGUUCAUGACAAGCAUUCAACAUUUUUACAUCCGACUAAAUCAGCGACUACACCAGCCAAUGCUGAAGUAAAAUCGCCCGAAGCAAAAGACAAGCUGAAUAUGGCAGCAGGUGUCAAAGGAUCAAGAAUAGGGCUAGCAGUAGUGCCUGUUCGUGUGAAAGUGGCAGGCUUCAGCAAGAGUGUCGUCACUUAUGCAUUUCUAGACAAUGGGUCCAACACUACCUUUUGUACCGAUGACUUGUUGAAGAAACUCAAUGCUAAAUGCAGCCAUGUGAACAUGUCUUUAACAACAAUGAACGGUGAGACACCUAUGAAAUGCAAAAUGACCUCUUUGGAAAUCCUGGAUUUAGAUGGUAAUAAUUGUACAUCAUUACCAAAGGUAUAUUCAAGACCCAAUCUACCCAUAACAAGAUCGCUUAUAGCAAAUCGGGAUGAUUUAACCAAAUGGCCACAUCUGAAUGAUGUACUGUAGUUCUAAGAGAUAUCAAGGCCGAUGUGGGAUUGCUUAUCGGGAGUGACAUACCCCAAUUUCUACAGCCAUUGGAAGUAAGAUCAUCCUUGGAUGGAGGUCCAUAUGCUACUAGAACUAUUAUGGGUUGGGUCGUCAAUAGUCCGCUCAAUGGUAAUCCACAUAACCCAUCUUGCAACUUCAUUGAUUUAGACCAUGUUUUCCUGGACAACCAGUUUAAGCAGUUUUGCAAGGUAGAAUUCAGUGACAUCAGCAAGUCAAGAAUCGAAAUGUCAACUAACGACAGAAAAGCGUUAGAAACUAUGGAAACCAGUGCUACACUGAGUAAUGGAAAGUAUGUUAUUGGAAUGCCAUGGAAGACCUAUCCACCAAAUCUUUCAAAUAAUCGUGCUGUAGCAUACCGUAGGUUGGAGUCACUUAAGAGAAAACUCCAGAACAAUAACGAUCUACGUAUGAAGUAUACAGACUUCAUGAGGGAGCUGUUAGAUAAAGGAUGUGCAAGAAAGGUAAACAACAAAGAAUUAGGUGCUCCUGGCUGGUAUCUCCCACAUCAUUCUGUUAUCCACCCACAGAAACCAGACAAGGUGCGUGUCGUUUUCGAUUGCUCCGCAAAGCAUCAAGGAACGUGACUAAACGACCAACUUCUACAAGUAGCAGUUCAAUCUUAAACAUCUUGAAACAUAUAUUCAAUCUUACUGUGUACAAGUUGCUCAUUAUUUCAACCUUUUUCAAUGUGUAGGAUGAUAAGACUUUAAACUUAUAUGAUCUCUAUCACGGGGUGUAGGUCAAUGACGACUCAAACACGGAUCAAUCAGAUCAAUUGGAUUGUUAAAUUGGAUCGUUCAACGAAAUUCUGCUAUCAGAUCCAGAUCAAUAAAAUUAAUCAUUACAGUUAUAUCCGUGUUUGAGUCGUCAUUGACCUACACCCCGUGAUAGAGAUCACACACAGAACUAUCAGAAGAUACGUUUGAUUUGAUUUUCAUGUAAAAUUAAGUUAAAUAUACGUAGAGUUUUUACAGGCUAGGCCUCUGCCCCUGGCACUUGUUGCACGACAACGCGACAUGGCUGGAUGUGAUGAUUGAGUGAGGCCUGACUGUAAACGUUCAGCUCCGUGCUGUCGUCAAGUCUUUUACUUGUUAGACAUCCAGUCUGCCAAAGUUAUUGGUGUGAAUUUAGGAACAUUAUUCAAUAGUUUUGAAUAACUUAGCUUUCCUUGAAAUCUGCAAGUACAACACAUUUCAUGAGUUUUGCAACAAGUAUAUUCAUCGGCCGACGUCAUGAUUCACUGUGAGUGAAUACACGGCUGCCGUCGUCGUGCUGUAACACAGGCAGACGCGACCAAUGUACGUUUUAUUCUUGUUAUAUUUCACAUUUGGCAUACACAAUCGUAGAGAAAAGAUGACAUUACAUUCAUAAACAUGUAACAAUGGUUUCUGUUAAUUUAAGUCACACUCAACUUUACACACAAAGCGUGUAUGAGACAUUUUAGUAAAGGCUAUCUUAUUUUACUGUGUAAAUCGCCUAUUUUCGUGCGUUUGUUUUUGUUCGAAUACCCACUAUAGCUGAACAGCGUUGAUCGCUAAUUCGGUCUAUUGUAUUGUACUUUAAAAAAUUCUACCUAAAAAUCUUACCAAGGUCAUUGAUCCAAAAAGGAAGCUUUGGGCUGUAGGCUCAGUCUGGGUCUGCCCAGAGCCUCUGGUUGGAUUCAAGGAGAAAAAGCCCAAGACGAGGCAAGGCACAGGGGCCCCCAGAGGCUCUGACAUUCAUAUUUUUAAUUCAUUGAAUGGAUAACAUUACUUACAAUUAACAUUAAUCUCUACACAACGUUUUCAGAAUAUUUAUCAUAAAAGUGUAUCAAUUUACCUUGUGAUCUUUAAUUAAAAUUAUUUUACAAUUUAACUCAGAGAAAAUGAAAGUCUGCAAGCCCAGGGCUCUAGUUUUGACUUUUCCUACUUCAAAAUUGAUCCAAAAUAUUGGACACAUAGAUCUAUCUGUAUAACAGUGCAACAGUGUUUGAAGAGAAUUCAGCUGUUAUAAAUUUAUAAAGUAUCUUCCAGAAACCAUGGGUUUCACCAAUUAUGUACGUUUACACAAGAGUGAAUAAAACAAACUCUGAAAAAAGGUGAUACAAACCAUUGUGAUUCAAUCAUUUGAACUUUAUUAGUUUGUUUCAUUCUAUCUUCCGUCUCCUUGUAUUAUAAGAAAUACAAUACAUAUUUUGAAGUAUACAGUAUGUUAAAAUUUAAGAAAUGUUUGAACCUAUUUAAUGUUUUGUUACAAAGGAACACCAAGAAAUACAUCAGACUGAAAAAAAUGAAACAAUUGAAUUUAACAAAAUAUGGCAUUACCAGUCUAGUCUCUGUAUCAAGCUUAAAAUCAUAGUUUAUGCUGUCAUGCAUUGAGAUUUCUGUGGUUUUUUUACUCACUAUAAGGCCAUGUAAAAAAUAAGUUGUUUGUUCGUGAACAGGGAGUUGUUGAGUGUAUAAAUUCCACCCGAUCAAACAUUACACUGGAAAGGCCUUGCCUUCCAUGGGGGAUUUGAAGACUUGGCAUGUAUCAAGGAGGUGGUUUCAUUACAGAUUACAAAAAAAACCUCCUUGCCUACCAUUAACAAUUACUUUUUUUAAAUGGCCUAAUUGAAGCGAGCGCACCCUCUAGUUACGUCCAAUUUUCUUUCAGAAAUAAUAAAUAAUGAAAUUAU
This is a messenger RNA of Anneissia japonica, 5404 nucleotides long. RefSeq lists its product as uncharacterized. The transcript is spliced from 2 exons. Gene Ontology annotation, molecular function: protein binding. NCBI's taxonomy places the organism in Eukaryota, Metazoa, Echinodermata, Crinoidea, Comatulida, Comatulidae. Bases 1816 to 2706 code for a protein of 296 amino acids. The record is from RefSeq and is a predicted model, not a curated record.